AAAUGGCUGCAAGCAAAUGACCUUCAGAAAGAAGUAUACCAGCAUCUGGCCUAUUAUGUACCAAAAAUUUACUGCAGGGGUCCUAACCCUGCUCCACAAAGAGAAGACAUGCUGGCACAACACAUUUUGCUGGGACCAAUGGAAUGGUAUCUUUGUGGUGAAGAUCCUGCAUUUGGUUUUCCAAAGCUUGAGCAAGCGAACAAACCUUCCCAUCUUUGUGGCCGUGUUUUUAAAGUGGGAGAACCUACAUAUUCUUGCAGAGACUGUGCAGUUGACCCAACUUGUGUGUUAUGCAUGGAGUGCUUUCUUGGAAGUAUUCACAGAGAACACCGAUACAGGAUGACAACAUCAGGUGGAGGAGGUUUCUGUGACUGUGGUGAUACAGAAGCUUGGAAAGAAGGUCCUUACUGUCAAAAGCAUGAACUUAACACUUCAGAGACAGCAGAAGAGGAGGAUCCUCUUGUGCAGUUACCAGAAGAUAUGGUAGCAAGAGCUUACAAUAUUUUUGCCAUCACAUUUAAAUAUGCAGUAGAUAUAUUAACAUGGGAAAAGGAAAAUGAAUUGCCUGGCCUAGAAAUGAUGGAGAAGAGUGACACUUACUACUGCAUGCUGUUUAAUGACGAAGUCCAUACCUAUGAACAAGUUAUUUAUACUCUGCAGAAGGCUGUCAACUGCACGCAGAAGGAAGCUAUUGGUUUUGCAACAACAGUAGAUAGAGAUGGACGUAGGUCUGUCCGCUAUGGAGACUUUCAGUACUGCGAUCAAGCAAAGUCAGUAAUAGUGAGAAAUACCAGUCGUCAGACAAAGCCACUGAAAGUACAAGUUAUGCAUUCAUCUAUUGUUGCCCAUCAGAGCUUUGGUCUGAAGCUCCUAACUUGGCUUGGCAGUGUUAUUGGAUAUUCAGAUGGCCUUCGACGAAUAUUGUGUCAAGUUGGCUUACAGGAGGGGCCAGAGGGUGAAAAUUCUUCUCUUGUGGAUAAGCUGAUGCUGUAUGAUUCUAAACUGUGGAAAG
Messenger RNA from Antrostomus carolinensis (chuck-will's-widow), 1012 nucleotides. Its product is annotated as E3 ubiquitin-protein ligase UBR2-like. Gene Ontology annotation, molecular function: ubiquitin protein ligase activity; zinc ion binding. The record is from RefSeq and is a predicted model, not a curated record. The annotation marks the transcript as partial. Gene Ontology annotation, biological process: ubiquitin-dependent protein catabolic process via the N-end rule pathway; protein ubiquitination. NCBI's taxonomy places the organism in Eukaryota, Metazoa, Chordata, Aves, Caprimulgiformes, Caprimulgidae. The transcript is spliced from 8 exons. Gene Ontology annotation, cellular component: cytoplasm; ubiquitin ligase complex.